Messenger RNA from Ilyonectria robusta, 507 nucleotides. Its product is annotated as Mss4-like protein. The record is from RefSeq and is a predicted model, not a curated record. Gene Ontology annotation, molecular function: carbon-sulfur lyase activity. The transcript is spliced from 4 exons. NCBI's taxonomy places the organism in Eukaryota, Fungi, Ascomycota, Sordariomycetes, Hypocreales, Nectriaceae. The coding region runs from base 1 to 507 and encodes 168 amino acids.
AUGGAAGCCCGUUGCCAGUGCGGGUCCGUGUCCUUCACGACCCCCCUCCCGCAACCCCUCGCCCUCUACAUCUGCCACUGCUCCGAGUGUCGCCGCCAGACGAGCUCGGCGUUUGGCACCUCGGCCAUUUUCCCGAGCUUCAGUCUGCCCGAAUCGGAGCUGUUGAGCUGCUAUAGUCGACCCACGGCUUCAGGGCAUAAGUUGUAUUGCUACUUCUGCCGAAAUUGCGGAACCCGUCUCAUUCACACCACUCCGUCCCAGACCAAAAAUGUCGUCUCUGUAAAAGGAGGCUGCCUCGAGGGGCUCGAUUGGAAGCGCGCCAUCCACAUCUGGACCAAGACGGCCAUGGUGCCCAUCCCCGAGGGCUCCGAGACGCACUCGGAGGAGUCGGGUUACACCGACUACGGCCGCACCCAAGAGGAACUGGACCAACCCGGCGAGUUGCAAGGUAGUGGCGGCUGCCAUCAGGCACAAGCGACGAGUGCUUGUGAGCUGACUAAAUCAUAG